AUGGCUUACAAAAUUCGGCAUACUUCUCGGAGGAUGAGACUUAUGAAUCUCCGCGUUCUGGCCUUCACAUUAAUAAUUUUUAUUUUUAUAAUUAGACUUCCUAGCGUUAUAACAGAAUCUGUAAACGCUAAAGAACCAGCCAGCACGAUAAGUACGAAAUCACAGGAGGAUCAGAUUGAAUAUUAUAAGAAUAAUCAAACGUCAGAACAUUGCCCAUAUAUUCAAGAGCUAAACAGACAAAAAAAGUCCAGAUUAAAUAUAGAGAACAAUUUUACAAAACAAAUCUUCGCUUUUCUAUUUCCUGGGAGUCCUCGUGUUAAUUCUAUCCUUGCCACAUUUUAUAUUUCAUCCAUACCAAAUUUUAUUCUUUACUUUGUCCCACCGGAUAUUAAACCGUCCUCAUUGAAUUCGCUUGUUAGUUUUGCAGUUGGCGGUCUUUUAGGUGAUGUGUUUCUUCACUUAUUGCCACAUUCAUUUUUAGGUGAAACCACUGAUGAUGAAGUCCAUUUUGUUCAGGUCGAAGAAAAAAAGAAUGUAGUUAUUGGUUUAGCUAUAUUCGUUGGUCUGACCACAUUUUAUGUCAUUGAUAAAUUGAUGCGUGUAAUAAAUGGUGGAGAGGGUGGUCACUCACAUGAUCACGAUAAUCAUAAUCACAAAGAUUUCGGAUCAAGCACAUCGCAUAAAUCAAGUAGUAAUGAUAUCUCAUCUUCAACGCUACGUCAACGAAAAUCUACUGUCGAUAAAACGAUGGAUGAAAAACCUGCGACUAAGACACCAUCUACCAGCAUUAAACUAUCAGCCUAUUUAAACUUAUUUGCUGAUUUUACACAUAAUGUUACAGAUGGACUUGCUAUGGCAGCAUCAUUUUAUACAUCACCCAGCAUAGGUGCAACGACAACAGUUGCAGUAUUUUUCCAUGAGAUUCCACAUGAAAUAGGUGAUUAUGCUAUUUUGAUACAGAGUGGUUUCACUAAACGACGAGCGAUGCUUUCACAAUUCAUAACGGCUAUUGGCGCAUUUCUUGGAACUUUUAUCGGAAUUAUGAUUGAAGAAAUUAGCCGUGGUGAACAUCACACAGCAGAAAUUUUAUCAUCAUCUGAUGAAGGUUUUGGGAUAUUGGGAACUGGUGUUGUUUUAGGUGAUUUGGUCAUUCCGUUUACUGCAGGUGGAUUUUUAUAUAUCGCAACUGUUGGUGUGAUCCCUGAAUUAUUAAAAGUUACUGGAAACUUUGUUAAGGAUCUUAAACAAGCUUGCAUUGAGCUUUUGGCAAUGCUUAUUGGUGUUGGAAUGAUGGCGGUUAUUGCAUGGAACGAAGGAUAG
Dentiscutata erythropus is the source of this 1320-nucleotide messenger RNA. The record is from the annotation of a GenBank genome assembly. NCBI's taxonomy places the organism in Eukaryota, Fungi, Glomeromycota, Glomeromycetes, Diversisporales, Gigasporaceae.